AUGGGCAACUCAAAGAGUGGAGCGCUUUCCAAGGAAAUUCUGGAGGACCUCAAGUCGAACACCAAGUACUCAGAGACCGAGCUGUGCACCUGGUACCAGUGCUUCCUCAAGGAAUGCCCCGGCGGCAAGAUCAGCAGGAAGCAGUUUGAAGGCAUCUACGCAAGCUUUUUUCCCAACGCCGACCCCAGCGCUUACGCCAGGCACGUGUUCAGGAGUUUUGACACGAACGCAGACGGCACCUUAGACUUUAAAGAGUAUAUCGUAGCGCUUCACCUCACCUCUGGGGGUAAAACGUUGCAGAAACUGGAGUGGGCCUUCGCCUUGUACGACGUGGAUGGGAACGGAACCAUCAGCAAGAAUGAAAUCCAGGAGAUCGUUAAGUCAAUAUUCAAUAUGAUUCCUGAGGAAGACCAGAAGGGCCUUCCAGAGGAUGAAGACACGCCGGAGAAGAGGUCUGAGAAAAUCUGGGACUUCUUCGGAAAAAAAGACAACGAUAAAAUCGCAGAAGGAGAAUUCAUCCAGGGAGUGAUGGACAACAAGGACAUACUGCGCUUGAUUCAGUACGACGAGCCCCAGAAGAUUAAAGACAAACUAAAGGAGAAGAGGCAGUAGCCCCUGGUUUAUCAAUUCACUCUUCAUUGUCUUCAUGCUAACGUCAUCUAUCUGCACGUCCAGCCCUGAUUCUCUUUCCUUUUUAAUCGAACAGACUUUGCCCACAGUGGCAGAAUAUGUCUUAUUCAUCUUCAAAG
Molecule: messenger RNA, 749 nt
Organism: Gadus chalcogrammus (walleye pollock)
Lineage: Eukaryota; Metazoa; Chordata; Actinopteri; Gadiformes; Gadidae
Gene: rcvrna
Product: recoverin a
Exons: 3
Coding region: 1-612 (203 amino acids)
Molecular function (GO): calcium ion binding
Source: RefSeq, a predicted model, not a curated record